AUGGCGAUCGGAAAGCACUCGCGCCUGCAUAACUUCCGAGGAGGCAAGGAAUCCUCAGUUGCUCACUGCGGAAGCACAGACACCGAGCAGGGAAAAGAGAUGCGAUGCAACUCGCUGCUUGGCGGAGUAGACCAGAUUCGGAGGCACAGGACCGCCUUCACCCGGGAGCAGCUGUCCCUCCUCGAACAGGAGUACUGUAAAGAGAGCUACGUGUCUCGACCACGAAGAUGCGAACUGGCUGCAGCGCUCCGUUUACCAGAGUCAACAAUUAAGGUUUGGUUCCAGAAUAGGAGGAUGAAGGACAAGCGGCAGAGACACACGCUGAGCUGGUCGCAUCCUUUCAGUCCCAGCCUGUACACCUACAUGAUGAGCCAGGCAGCGGCCAGGCUGCCCUACUCCUACCUACCUCACCCUCCCCUGCACCUGUACUCUCACCUGGGAGCGGGGAGCUCCAUGGCUCCCAGCACAUUCCGAGGCCCACUUAGGCCCCUGGACCCUCUGCUGCUCACUGACUCUGCCCAUCCCCGCUGUGAGCUGCCGAGCAGCAAGGAUAGGCAGCCCUUCUCUACAUUCCUUCCCAAGCAAUAUAACAUCCCUUUGCUUGCCAUGGUGCCAUCUGCCUCCACAGGUGGCCAGACCAACUUUGCAAAGAUACACAGGAGGCCUUUCUGA
Molecule: messenger RNA, 672 nt
Organism: Megalops cyprinoides (Indo-Pacific tarpon)
Lineage: Eukaryota; Metazoa; Chordata; Actinopteri; Elopiformes; Megalopidae
Product: homeobox protein XHOX-3-like
Exons: 3
Coding region: 1-672 (223 amino acids)
Biological process (GO): regulation of transcription by RNA polymerase II
Cellular component (GO): nucleus
Molecular function (GO): RNA polymerase II cis-regulatory region sequence-specific DNA binding; DNA-binding transcription factor activity, RNA polymerase II-specific
Source: RefSeq, a predicted model, not a curated record